AUGACGCGUCUCUUCGCGACAGCAUGUCUGUUCCUGCAGCUGGCCACAGCACAGCAGAUUGGCAAGAUCCCAGAGGUCCACCCCAAGCUCCAAACCUGGAAAUGCAAUACACGCACAGGCUGCGUGCAGCAAUCCACCUCCGUCGUCCUAGACGCGCUUUCGCACCCCCUACACGAAGUAGGCAACAGCAGCGUGUCCUGCGGAAACUGGGACACGGGGCUAAACCCGACGCUCUGCGCAACGGAGGAGUCCUGCGCGAAGAACUGCGUCCUUGAAGGGACGGACUACGCGGCGCAUGGCGUGAAGACGAGCGGCGAUAGCCUUAUUCUGCACCAGUAUCUCAGCAGCGAUGGGACAGUCACGGCCGUUUCGCCGCGUGUAUAUCUGCUUGAUGAGAGCGGGGAGAACUAUGAUAUGCUGCGGAUGCUGAAUCAGGAGAUCAGUUUUGACGUUGAUGUUUCGACGCUAGUGUGCGGGAUGAACGGGGCGCUUUAUUUGGCUGAGCUGGAGGCGUCGGGGGGACGGGGUGCUUUGAAUCCUGCGGGCGCGGCUUAUGGGACUGGGUAUUGCGAUGCGCAGUGCUCUGUUGAUCCGUGGAUUAAUGGGGUUGCUAAUGUUGAUGGGAGUGGGGCUUGUUGUAAUGAGAUGGAUCUUUGGGAGGCGAAUGCGUUGGCGACGGCGUAUACGCCGCACGCGUGCAAUAUCAGUGGUGUCUAUUCCUGUGAGGGGGAUCUCUGUGGGAGUGAUGGUGUGUGUGAUAAGUCUGGUUGUGGGUUUAAUCCCUAUGCGCUUGGGGAUACGGACUACUAUGGGUAUAAAGAGGUGGUCGAUACGUCGAAAGUGUUUACGGUUGUGACGCAGUUUGUUACGGACGAUGAGACUGCGAAGGGGUCCCUAGUUGAGAUCCGACGAUUGUAUGUUCAGGGUGACAAGGUCAUUCAGAAUGCCGUGGUCAAUGUGACGGGAACGGAGACCGAUUCUUUGACGAACGAGUAUUGCUCUGAGACGGCGGAGUACUUCACGGACAUGGGGGGUCUGAAGCAGAUUGGGAAGGCUCUGGGACGGGGAAUGGCUCUGAUCUUCAGUAUAUGGAAUGAUUCCGGUGCUUAUAUGGAUUGGUUGGACAGCGGGAGUGCUGGUCCUUGCAAUAGCACUGAGGGGAAUCCUGCUCUUAUUCAGGCAGAACAUCCUGGUACUUCGGUCACAUUUUCAAACAUCCGAUGGGGGGAUAUUGGAACGACUUUUGGUAAAACACGAUGA
Molecule: messenger RNA, 1260 nt
Organism: Penicillium verhagenii
Lineage: Eukaryota; Fungi; Ascomycota; Eurotiomycetes; Eurotiales; Aspergillaceae
Product: glycoside hydrolase family 7 protein
Exons: 1
Coding region: 1-1260 (419 amino acids)
Biological process (GO): carbohydrate metabolic process
Molecular function (GO): hydrolase activity, hydrolyzing O-glycosyl compounds
Source: RefSeq, a predicted model, not a curated record